AUGGAUGCUCUUGACAUUGAUAAGUGGAAGACAUCAAAGGAAAGCUUUAAGACAUCCAUUGGUAUCUUUGGCAUCGUCAUAUUACUCAUAUUACUGGGACGAGCGGCAUUUGUUUUCCCAAUAUCCAUUUUGUCAAAUACCAUGAGUGGAAGUUCCGAGAGAACCCCGAUCACAUUCAAGCACCAGGUUGUUAUUUGGUGGGCUGGGCUCAUGAGAGGUGCUGUUUCGAUUGCACUAGCAUACAAUCAGUUCACAUUCUCAGGUGUAACAUCGGAUCCAGUUCAUGCCACCAUCAUCACCAGCACAAUCGUUGUCGUAUUCUUCACCACUCUGGUGUUUGGCUUCCUGACCAGGCCCCUCAUUAGUGCCAUGCUCCCGCGUCACUCGAGGGCGCUGUCCAGAGGCCAUAGCACAGGCAGCAACUCCCCAAAGGAUGACUUCACCCUGCCGUUUCUAUCGGCUGAUGAAGGCACGUCAGGCAGCGGUAUUGUCUUGGAGCAGGCCAAGAGGAGCUUAUCUAUGAUGCUGGAGAGGCCUGUCCACACGGUUCACAUCUACUGGAGGAAGUUCGAUGACAGGUUCAUGAGGCCAAUCUUUGGUGGACCGCAGUCAUACUGA
Messenger RNA from Miscanthus lutarioriparius, 618 nucleotides. NCBI's taxonomy places the organism in Eukaryota, Viridiplantae, Streptophyta, Magnoliopsida, Poales, Poaceae. The record is from the annotation of a GenBank genome assembly.